This is a messenger RNA of Oppia nitens, 2444 nucleotides long. Its product is annotated as X-ray repair cross-complementing protein 5-like. Gene Ontology annotation, cellular component: Ku70:Ku80 complex; nucleus. Gene Ontology annotation, biological process: double-strand break repair via nonhomologous end joining; cellular response to gamma radiation; DNA recombination. NCBI's taxonomy places the organism in Eukaryota, Metazoa, Arthropoda, Arachnida, Sarcoptiformes, Oppiidae. Bases 90 to 2402 code for a protein of 770 amino acids. The record is from RefSeq and is a predicted model, not a curated record. The transcript is spliced from 4 exons. Gene Ontology annotation, molecular function: telomeric repeat DNA binding; double-stranded DNA binding; damaged DNA binding.
UAUUAGUAGUAAUCAAACAAACAAACAGUGGUUUUGAAGAAAAAAAAUUAAUUUUAAAUAAAACUUAAAUUUUUUUUUUUUUUGAAGACAUGUCCCGAAACGCUAAAGAGGCCAUCGUAUUGGCCAUCGAUUGUUGGCGCGCGAUGUCCGCCGAAAGUACUGACGGCACCGAUGACGCCGACGCCGCCGAUGACGGUAAUAGUGGCCGUCAAACACAAUACCAAUUAUCUGUUGAAUGUCUGGAAAAUAUUAUCCGGCAGAAGAUAUUUGCCGAAUCCAAAAACGAGUACCAAUUGAUCGAGUUUUCGACGGCCGCCGCUGCCGCCGGCAAUGGCUAUCGAUUGUUCAACAGUUUAUCUCAGCCGGACUUUACACUAUUGACACACAUUUGCGGUCCAUUGCGUGACCAUAAUUCAAGCGCGAGCCCGUCUAACGUGAUGGAUGUGUUAGGUCUGGCCAUCAGACAGUUAGUUGAAACCGAGAAAAAGUUUACCGAAAAAAAGAUAGCAUUAUUGACAAACUUUUCCACAUUUACUGAUGAAGAUUACAAACGUUUUGUCCAUCAAAUCGGUUACCAAUUGAAACGAUUUGAUAUUCAACUAAUUGUUAUAUGCGAUUUCAUACCGAGUUCUUCAACUGUUCCGCCAAAACAACUGUCCAAAUGUCAACUAAAAGCCUUGAAACUGAUGGAGUAUAUCGAAGAACAAGAUAUUGGUUACUACUAUCAACUACGUAAGGCUGUCCAUCAGUUCAGUCAUUUUGUCGGUAAAAAGACUACACCCGCGGCCUGGUAUUCGACACUUGAAUUGGGAAAAGGUUUGAACGCAUUGAACAUACCUAUUGGUGCACUGAUGAAAGCGCAACAGUUUAAAAAGAAAACAGGAAUCGUUAUAUUCAAACCUCCACAACAACAGGAGACACUUCCUGCGGCCAUCGAAUCGGGUGCCACAACAUCGGCAAUCAUAUCAUCAUCAAUGGACACCAAUGAUACAGUUGAUGUUAAACCUAGUUUAGCUACCAUUGAUGGUCAGAUUCAGUUGAUAGUUGACAAUCAAAACAACAGUACUGGUGAUCAAGCAGUAGAAUCGGGAACUAUCUAUCAAUCAGCUAUUGAUGGUACCAUCAAAAACAUUGAAAAAGAAGAAGUAAUAUACGCUCAUAAAUAUGGACAGACAUUGGUUCCGUUCAGUGACGACGACAAGAAAUCAUUUGAUUACACCAACAAUCAGAAAGGUAUGCGUAUUCUGGGCUUUGCGUCCGUCAAUGAUAUUGAUAUAACUUAUCGAAUGGGCCAAAAAAGUUGGUAUCUGUUUGCUGAUCCGCGACCAAAAAAACACAAUCAUCGACUAGUAUUUCAGACAUUGGUAGCGGCAUUGCUUGAUAUGCAAUCGGUGGCCAUUGUUCGGUACAAUUGGAGCGACAGAUCCAGUCCACAGAUGGGUUAUCUAAUGCCACUCAUCGAAAGCAACAACGAAGGCAACGGCGACGACGACAAUAUGUUUCUGGUGUUCACUCAGUUACCCUUUGAUGAAGAUGUUAGACAUUAUUCGUUUCCAUCGUUGUAUAGUAAACCCCGAUUUAGUCCCACUGAUGAUCAAUUGGCAGCUGUUGACGGUUUGAUUGAUAGUAUGGAUUUGAUGACUGCCGGCAUCGAUGAAGACGAUGGUAAUCCUAGCGAAGCAUUGCUAACAGAAUCCAUAUAUAAUCCACAAAAUCAGUAUUGGUUUCAAUGUCUAUAUCAUCGGCAACUCUAUGGUACAACAAAAUCAACUGAAAUGCCACAAAUGUCUGAUAGUUUAAGAAAUUGUAUUGAAAUUCCACGAAAAAAUCGACAAAAAUCUAUCGAAAAUUUAGUAAAUAUUUCCCAAAAAUUUCCACUCAAUUCCAUAAAGUCUGCAAACAAACAAAAAUUGGAUAGUAUUUCAUCGCAACAAUCAAUCGAUGAUUUACAGCCAGAUAUCAAAAGAGUUAAGAUAUCUACCGAUGAGGACAAUAAAAUUGCUGCCAAUAUUAUGUCCAAUAUUGACGGUAUGAUUGAUAAUCGGGAACCGUUUGAAAAUGUAUCCAAAAAACUGGACAAUCAAUUGAAUGAGUUGUUCGCCGAUCGCAACACUGUUGACGCAAAUUGUGAACAAAUUGUCGAUUUAUUAGACUUUUAUCGCAAACUAUCGCUUAUGUAUUCGCAAAGUAAAUCAUUUAAUCAAUUGAUGUUAACAUCGGUUAAAUCGUUUCGCGGAACAGAUUUCUGGUAUUAUUUAUUAGCAAAAGAGCUAACAUUGAUCUCAAUGAACGACUGUUCCGAUAGCGAUAUCAGCCAAGAAAUGGCCGAUAAUUAUACCAAUUUAUCCGCCGAUGAUAAUGAAGAUAACAAACCCAUAGUUGUCAAACAAGAACCACAAUAAUUGUAUUUAAGGUAUAAAUUAAAGUUUGUUUAAUAUCUAUAU